This is a messenger RNA of Akanthomyces muscarius, 2448 nucleotides long. RefSeq lists its product as uncharacterized. The record is from RefSeq and is a predicted model, not a curated record. Gene Ontology annotation, biological process: rRNA processing. Gene Ontology annotation, molecular function: nucleic acid binding; RNA helicase activity; ATP binding. Lineage: Eukaryota; Fungi; Ascomycota; Sordariomycetes; Hypocreales; Cordycipitaceae. Bases 1 to 2448 code for a protein of 815 amino acids. Gene Ontology annotation, cellular component: nucleus. The transcript is spliced from 2 exons.
AUGGCCGCCAAUCCUCGUGCAUCCGGGCGGCAAUCGCGGCCGCCGAGGCAGAACAAAACUGAUAUCCGCCACCAGAAGCGGAAGCGAGAUCAUGACGACUUGACAACGUUGGAGGAGGCCAUUCGCGAACUGGACCCCAAGAAUACCGAAAUCAAAAACUUUUCCGACCUCCCACUCUCGAGAGCCACUACCAAAGGCUUGUCGGCCACCCACUUCCAGACCCUCACCGACGUCCAGGCACGUGCGAUCCCGCUGGCGCUGCAGAACAAAGACAUUCUCGGCGCCGCCAAGACUGGCAGUGGCAAGACGCUCGCGUUCCUAGUGCCACUGCUGGAAAAGCUGCAUAGGGCGCAGUGGACCGAACACGACGGUCUCGGCGCACUCGUCAUCUCGCCGACGCGCGAGCUGGCGGUGCAGAUCUUUGAGGUGCUCCGCAAGAUUGGCCGCUACCACAGCUUCUCGGCCGGCCUCAUCAUUGGCGGCAAGAAUCUCAAGGAGGAGGCGGACCGCCUGACACGCAUGAACAUUCUCGUCUGCACGCCUGGUCGCAUGCUGCAGCACCUCGACCAGACGGCCGGCUUCGACGCCAACAACCUGCAGGUGCUAGUUCUCGACGAGGCGGACCGCAUCAUGGACAUGGGCUUCCAGUCGGCGGUGGAUGCACUGGUCGAGCAUCUGCCCAAGGAGCGCCAGACGCUCAUGUUCAGUGCAACGCAAAGCAAAAAGGUCUCCGACUUGGCCCGUCUGAGCCUCAAGGACCCCGAAUACGUCUCGGUACACGAGGCAGCCGUCUCUGCCACCCCGACAAACCUGCAGCAACACUACAUCGUCACCCCCCUACACGAGAAGCUCGACACAUUAUAUGGAUUCAUCAAAUCGUCGCUCAAGAGCAAGAUUAUGGUUUUCUUGAGCUCCGGCAAGCAGGUUCGCUUCGUUUACGAAAGUUUUCGGCACCUCCAGCCCGGUAUCCCGCUACUCCACCUUCACGGCCGACAGAAGCAGGUUCAGCGACUCGAAAUUACGAACCGAUUCGCAGAGGCCAAGCAAGCCUGUCUCUUUGCCACAGAUGUCGUCGCACGUGGAAUUGACUUCCCGGCUGUCGACUGGGUAAUUCAGGUUGACUGUCCCGAGGAUACCGACACCUACAUUCACAGAGUGGGCCGUACCGCCCGAUUCGAGAGCAACGGUCGCGCUGUGCUGUUCCUCGAGACCUGCGAGGAGGAGGGCAUGAUCAAGAAGCUGGAGCAAAAAAAGAUUCCGAUCGAAAAAAUCAACAUCAAAGAGAAGAAGAAGCGCAGCGUCAAGAACGACCUGCAAAAUAUGUGCUUCCAGAACCCAGAUCUCAAAUAUCUCGGCCAAAAAGCAUUUAUCAGUUAUACACGGUCCGUCCAUCUACAAAGAGAUAAAGACGUCUUCAAUCUCAAGAAGCUGGACCUGGAUGCCUAUGCGUCCAGCUUGGGUCUUCCCGGUACACCGCAAAUCAAAUUUCAAAAGGGCGACGAUAUCAAGAAGAUUAAGAACGCCUCCAGACAAGGAAUGUCCAGCGAUUCAGAGUCGGAUAUGGAUCUGGAUGGACCCAAGAAGACGAGAAAGAAGAACGAAGUCCGCACAAAAUAUGACAAGAUGUUCGAGCGAACUAACCAGGACGUUCUCUCUGCUCAUUAUAGCAAGAUGGUGGUGGAUGGCGACAAGGCUGCCGGUGAUGACUCGGAUGACGAAUUCCUGUCUGUUAAGCGUCGUCUAGAUGACGACGACCUGGACGCUGAGUCCAGAAAGGCGAACCCGAAUGGUCCCAAGGUCAUUUACGGCCUUGGCGGUGAGGAGCCUUACGUGAUCGAUUCCAAGCGCCGCGAAAAGGCGCUGCAGUCCAAGAAGAAGAUGCUCAAGUUCAUGGGCAACUCCUCCAAGCUCGUCUUUGACGACGAUGGCAACUCGCAUGAGAUUUACGAGCUGCAGCGCGAGGAGGACUUCAAGUCAGCCGGCGACGCCGACACCCAGCGCGCGCAGUUCCUCGAGGGCGAGACGGAGCGCGUGCGCGCCGCCGAUGCCGACGACAAGGCUCUGGCCAAGCAGAAGAAGCGGGAGAAGAGGGAAAAGCGCAAGGCGCUGGAGCGCGAGGAGCGCCAGGGCGGUGCCAGCGGCGGCGACGGCGAAGAGGACGGCGACGAGGCGCCGCAGUUGGUCGGCGGCGGGGACAGCAACGAAGCGCUCGAGUUCCUGCGGUCGCUGCCGAUUGCGGGCGAGGACGACAGCAGGGAGGAUGAGCCGCCCAAGAAGAAGACCAAGAAGUGGUUCGAGGACGGCGAGGACGACGGUGAGGACGCUGGCAGGCCGAAAAAGAAGAGCAAGAGCAAGAGCAAAAAGGGUGGCAAAGUGUUCGAGGUGGACGAGGAGCCCGAGACGCUGGAAGAUCUGGAGAAGCUGGCCACUGGCCUUCUGGACGGAUGA